AUGGACCGUUACCACCAGGGCCAGGGCAAGUUGUGCUCCCGCAGUGUCGACCCCCGCAGUACACCUGGCGAACAGGACGUCACGGCCGUGAUCACAGACCUCAUCCAGCCCUCUGAUCACUACCCCUUGACCCCCAUCCAUAUGGGCACGUAUGACGCUUACGGAGACAGGAGCACAGGUGGUUUUCUCAUCUGUUCUUCUGCCGCUCGUCCCGGCCGGGGCCGCCCCGGGCUGUGGGGGGGGCGGGCCCCGCGCGGGGGGGGGCACCUGGGGUCCCGGCCUUGUCCUCGCGGCGCCGCCACGGUCCCAGCCGGGUGCGAGGUCGGACCCAAAGCUGGAGCCCGUGGCAGCCGUGGGCUUCCCCUUCCCGGCGGGAGCUGCAGGAGCAGGACCCAGGAGGGGCUGAGGGUGCAGAAGUGCCUCGUGUCGUCCAGACCGGAAACCUUGCUUUUCGUUUUCAGGCUGGCAGAGUUGCAGCCUCUCCGGGAGGUGUUUGAGGACGUGGCAGUGUAUUUCAUACAGGAGGAGUGGGAACUGGUGGAAGAGGAGGACAAGGGGCUUUACCGGGACCAGAUGCUGAGGAACUACCAAGCCCUCGUUUCCCUGGGAUAUCGAGGUCCCACACCUGACUUGAUCUGCCGCAUCCAGCGAGAACAGGUCGAGCUCUGGGUCAGUGAUGAUGUGUACUGUGGGGCAAUCUUGAGGCUGGAGGACCUGCUGUCAGAUAAAGCCUCAGGUGGCCGGUUCAACCAGACAGCAAAGACAAGCGACAUCUCCCAUUAA
Alligator mississippiensis (American alligator) is the source of this 783-nucleotide messenger RNA. RefSeq lists its product as uncharacterized. Lineage: Eukaryota; Metazoa; Chordata; Crocodylia; Alligatoridae. Gene Ontology annotation, biological process: regulation of DNA-templated transcription. The record is from RefSeq and is a predicted model, not a curated record. The coding region runs from base 1 to 783 and encodes 260 amino acids. The transcript is spliced from 6 exons.